Messenger RNA from Stylonychia lemnae, 1602 nucleotides. The record is from the annotation of a GenBank genome assembly. Lineage: Eukaryota; Ciliophora; Spirotrichea; Sporadotrichida; Oxytrichidae.
AUGUCAUUCUUAAACCUCGACUGCCAGUUGAACCGGAAAAAAGAGAACUCACAACGACCGUUAUUUGAAGGGGAGGAAAUGGAGGGCUUUUCAAGCUAUAAUGCCAGUAAUUUGCUAUACAAGAGACCCGCUUUUGAAGGAUCUGUCGUGAAUCUCUACGGAUCCAAUCAGUACUCGCAGUAAAUAUACGAUGAAAACGAAGAGCCAGACUCCCUCUACACAGCAUUCGACCUUUUAGGGAUGCAAUCGACUCAACAUUACGAAGAGCAGCAAUUUACUGAUGUGAUGAGUUAGUAGCAUUUGAUGAUUAGCAAGAACCAGACCUUAGAACAAAUCCAAGAUUUGCAAUCAGAAAAGAUAUUUGAAUAAUCUGAUCUUCAUUUUCAGAACAUUCAAACUGUUUCUGAUCUUCAAUAGUAACUAGCGAAAAAUCAACUAUAUCUUGCCUAAACAUAUUCAGCAGCUGCAAACUCUCAAUAAAUAUAGAGCUAAGCCCUUAGCGAAUUGACAUCACUAGCUGCCAACGAAAGAUUAGACGCUUAACCAGGGGAUGACGCUAUUUACUAACUAGAAGCUAAAAUCCUAUUUAACAUAUAGCAGAGGGACCAGAUGUACUACUCGGUUAAUCCAUACUAUCUGCAAAACAAGCAAAAGCAUCUCUAAUGGCACAUGAGAGUUUUAUUAAUUGAUUGGAUGAUGGAGGUAUGUGAUGAGUUUGCGCUAAUGAGGGAAACAUACCACCUUGCUGUGACUUUCACCGAUCUUUUUCUUAGUCGAUAGAUAUGCCCGAUUGAAAAAUUAUAAUUGCUAGGUGCUAGUAGUCUAAUGCUCGCUUGCAAAAUUGAGGAAAUAGUGUGUCCUCGUGUAAGAGACUUUGCUUUCGCAACAGAUCAUGGGUUCAAUCAUUAAUAACUAGUUGAAAUGGAAGUGGAUAUUUCAAGGGCUAUGGAAUUCCAACUAUAUCCUGUAACAUUAAACUAUUGGGCAAACUAUGUAAUGGCUAAGUGGGAUAUUUAUGCCAGAACCAACCCCUUCAACUUUGCCUUACUAUCAGGUAUUGUUGAUGAAGACUCUCCAAGGCCAAUGAAAGGACAAAUUCCAUUUUUCAAGACUGAUAACAUUGAAGAUUAUCGCAGGUUUAGGAGUAUAUUGCAGGUACUUGAUCUUUCACUUCUUGAUUUGGAAUCUUACAAGUAUAACAAGCUUGAGAUUGUAGCCAGUGCCACAUACUUCUAAAUUGGCUUGUUCUAUUAAGUAUUUACUAGAAGAGAUAUAUCAAUGAUGCCAAAUAUCGAAACUCUCCUAAUAAACAUUGAAUAGCAAGGACUGGAGUUCUCUCUUAUGAUGCAGAAUUUUUUAGGAAUGAAUUUUAACCUGAAUAUCCAGGAGAUAGUCGGAACUCUAUAAUAUGUUUCUCGGCUCUUCGGUCUCGAGCCUUGUCUCGACUUUCCUAUUAUUAUAUAAAAGCAAAAAAGAGAAAUUAAAAAUCAGGAGGAGUUUUUUUCAUUUCAAUCGCAUGUUAAAGGGGGUAUGGAGUACGUUAAAUAUAUAAAGUAGCAAUUUAGAAAUUCUCAAUCUCAAAAUCAACACUCUUAACAAUGA